Molecule: messenger RNA, 1394 nt
Organism: Vicia villosa (hairy vetch)
Lineage: Eukaryota; Viridiplantae; Streptophyta; Magnoliopsida; Fabales; Fabaceae
Product: serine/threonine-protein kinase SRK2E
Exons: 10
Coding region: 61-1248 (395 amino acids)
Biological process (GO): intracellular signal transduction; protein phosphorylation
Cellular component (GO): nucleus
Molecular function (GO): protein serine/threonine kinase activity; ATP binding
Source: RefSeq, a predicted model, not a curated record
CUUUACAUCCCAAAAACAAACCUUUGUAGCAACAUAGACAUCACAUCAACACACAUAUGUAUGAAACUUCACGAGUGUAUCACCGUCCCUCAUCUCAUGAACACACACAUACUCCUUCUCUUGUUCAAUUCUCAAGCAACUCACACAUUUCUGCAAAUGGAUCGACCUGCGAUUGUUGUUGGGCCGGGAAUGGAUAUGCCGAUUAUGCAUGAUAGUGAUCGCUAUGAACUUGUUCGCGAUAUCGGUUCGGGGAAUUUCGGGGUUGCGAGGCUUAUGAGAGAUAAACAAACUGAGGAACUUGUUGCUGUUAAGUACAUUGAGAGAGGUGAAAAGAUUGAUGAAAAUGUACAAAGAGAAAUUAUAAAUCAUAGAUCAUUGAGGCAUCCGAAUAUUGUCAGGUUUAAGGAGGUUAUAUUGACUCCAACACAUUUAGCUAUUGUAAUGGAAUAUGCUUCUGGAGGAGAGUUAUUCGAGCGAAUAUGCAAUGCGGGGCGAUUUAGUGAAGACGAGGCGCGAUUCUUCUUCCAACAACUUAUAUCCGGUGUUAGCUAUUGUCAUUCAAUGGAAGUAUGUCAUCGCGACUUGAAGUUGGAAAACACGUUGUUAGACGGUAGUCCAGCGCCACGUUUGAAGAUUUGUGAUUUCGGAUAUUCAAAGUCCUCAGUACUACAUUCACAACCAAAAUCCACAGUUGGCACACCUGCAUAUAUAGCUCCUGAAGUUUUGCUUAAGAAGGAAUAUGAUGGAAAGAUUGCAGAUGUUUGGUCUUGUGGGGUGACAUUAUAUGUCAUGUUGGUGGGUGCAUAUCCUUUUGAAGAUCCAGAGGAACCUAAAAAUUUCCGCAAAACAAUACAUAGGAUUUUAAAUGUUCAGUAUUCAAUUCCUGACUAUGUUCAUAUAUCUCCUGAAUGUCAGCAUCUGAUUUCAAGGAUUUUUGUUGCGGAUCCUGCAAAGAGAAUAAGUAUGCCUGAGAUUCGGAACCAUGAGUGGUUUAUGAAGAACCUUCCGACCGAUCUCAUGGAUGAGAAUGGAACAAACGAUCAGUUUGAGGAGCCGGAUCAACCAACGCAAAGCGUCGAAGAAAUCAUGCAGAUAAUCGCGGAGGCGACAGUUCCUGCUGCAGGAACACAGAGCCACAACCAGUAUCUUACUGGUAGUUUGGAUAUUGAUGAUGACAUGGAAGAGGAUUUAGACACUGAUCCUGACCUUGAUAUUGAUAGCAGUGGAGAAAUAGUUUAUGCUAUGUAAAAGUCUUUGGAAGGAAUGUGAUUGAAUUUUCCAUGAUCCAUCAUGUUUGUAUUUAUGUUUGUGUUGCUUUGCUUUGUAUUCAUGGAUGCUUUUAUUUUAAUAUUAUUGCCAAUACAUUAAAUGAAAAAGAACUGUAAGCAAAGCAA